AUGCCCAUUUUAAAAGUGCCAGUACAUUAUAACUUUGGCAUUGUGUCCUAUGAUGAGCACAAAAAGCUUAAUCAGAGACUCUUGACUAAAUAUCUGAAAGAAAGUUCGCUUAAUCUCAAGAUAAAAGCACGUAGAAAUCCACUUGAACUUAAUGAAGAAUUCAUUGAGAAUUUCAAUAAUGCCUUAGAAACAGAAAGAAAAGAAGCAUUCAUAGAUCUGGCUAAAAAAAUGCUUGCCAGAUGCAAGAGACGACUAGGUCUCAGUGUAUUAGGUUGUGGGAAGUACGUGAAUCUUCCAGUAGCCUGGACUGAGGCAAUCAUAUUAUCACAGUGCAAAGGAGAAAUUAGUGAAGAAGCUCUUGAGAUUCUUGGAAUUUCAUUGGAUCAUGCCCCUGUUGCUCCAGAACACACCAGUGUUUUAUUUUUUAUGGCAGAAUGCAUUUUGUAUAAACUCUGUUACGAUAUGGCACAGAAACCAUGUCUAUUCUCAUGUGAAAUCAAAUUGUUGAAGCUUGGAUUUUUAGUCUUUUUAAGACUUCUUCUGCUAUAUUUCUUUGGUUACCAGAGGUUUUCUGGAGAACACACAUUAACAGCAUGUGAAAUCUGCUAUCACCGUUACCCAAACAUUCUUUUUAGUGUGCAAUUUAUGCUGAAGGCUGGAGAAAUCAUCUGUGAAACAGCAAUGGUUUCUGAAUCAUCAUUAGAAUCCCAGGAAAAUUUAGAAGAAAUGGAGGAUAAAGCAGUUCUUGAUACAACAUCCACGAAUACCAGCACAGGAGCUGAGUUAAAUUCCAAACAAAAGCAUUUCAGAAUUAAGCCAUUUCUUUGGCACAGCCUUCUUCUUUGGGUUUGUGUACAUAACAGCAGCUCUCAAAUAGAUGAAGUCCUCAUGCAUGUCCUAUUCUAUAAGGAACAGCUUCAUCAGAAAAACUGGUUGGAAUCAGUACUGGCCUUGAUGGUACUUGGAGAGACUGCCAAAUUAAACAUGUCAUGUCUGAAAGUUUUAAUGGACUUAGUGAAAUAUUUUAUUUCAAGCUCUGUGCCUCUUCAAAAACAGGAAAAAAAUAACAAGAUGUCAUGCUGGCACUGGCAAGUAGGAUACAUAUAUACAAAUAUCCUUAGAGAAAUCUGUUUGCAUGGCAUUAAUGCAGAUUUACAAAAAACCGCUUUUCUUGGAUUCUGUGACUGCACAAAAGAACACAAUGAUGAGAAAGAAUUAAGAGGAGCAAGUUUUCUUGACCUUUUGAACUUCUGCCUUCCAUUUGAUGAUUUCUACUGGUGGAUGCCCCAGAUGAAUGCUGACAAGUAUGAGGGGGGAGUCAGUGGAGGGUGGAGAGGCUUAUACAAAAGGAUUGCUUUCCCAGUAGCAUAUCAGGCUUCUGGUUCUUAG
This is a messenger RNA of Python bivittatus (Burmese python), 1389 nucleotides long. Lineage: Eukaryota; Metazoa; Chordata; Lepidosauria; Squamata; Pythonidae. The record is from RefSeq and is a predicted model, not a curated record.